AUGACCCAACGGUCAGAUCUCCUCACAAAGUACUCUAAACAAAGAUACGAUGCUCAUAGCGAGAAAUUCCUUGCCAGAAGUGAAGCCAUUGGGCAACGCUUGCUCGCGAUUGGGCCAUGUCAUUGUAUUAGUGUCGCCCGCUGGAGCAAAUUGACGAACAACGGGAGCACGGGUGAUACAAACGUGUUGGCAAUGGCUGUGGAAAUGCAACAAAUAAUCGAACUUAUUCUCGCCAUUUUUCUUCCGCCUUUGGCCAUCUUCAUACAUGGUUCCGACUGUAACAUUCACGUAGCUGUUAACAUCAUUUUGUGUUUUUUCCUUUACAUACCAGCCGUCAUCCACGCUCUAUGGUACUGCUUCUUCCGCGGAUAA
Molecule: messenger RNA, 372 nt
Organism: Necator americanus (New World hookworm)
Lineage: Eukaryota; Metazoa; Nematoda; Chromadorea; Rhabditida; Ancylostomatidae
Exons: 3
Coding region: 1-372 (123 amino acids)
Cellular component (GO): membrane
Source: RefSeq, a predicted model, not a curated record